UUUUCUCGGGGCAGUCUUCUUUUUUUCUUUCUGUCAGAGUGAUUUUGUUUUGUUUCAUUUUUGGGUGAAGAACUGAAUCGAAAACCCUAAUUUUGUUUUCACCAUUAUCAACUUAUCAUCAUCAGGAUGGCUGAAGGGAAGUAUAAUAUGAAGAAUCCGGCUGUGAAGAGAAUUCUUCAGGAAGUUAAAGAGAUGCAGGCUAAUCCAUCUGAUGAUUUCAUGAGUCUCCCUCUUGAGGAAAAUAUAUUCGAAUGGCAAUUUGCAAUAAAAGGUCCACGUGAUACUGAAUUUGAAGGAGGGAUUUACCAUGGGAGAAUUCAAUUGCCUGCUGAUUAUCCAUUUCAGCCUCCUGCUUUCAUGCUGUUAUCUCCAAAUGGACGAUUUGAAACACAAACGAAGAUAUGUUUAAGUAUAUCAAGUCAUCAUCCUGAACACUGGCAACCUUCAUGGAGUGUUAGAACUGCCCUAGUAGCAUUAAUAGCAUUCAUGCCAACAAACCCUGAUGGAGCAUUGGGUUCUCUGGACUAUAAGAAAGAACAAAGGCGUGAACUAGCUAUUAAAUCACGAGAAGCAGCUCCCAAAUAUGGGACUCCUGAACGUCAAAAAAUAAUUGAUGAGAUCCAUGAAUAUAUGCUAAGCAAGGUGCUUCCAGCUCCUCCCCAACACAGCCCCCAGCAGCCAGCCUCUGAGGAGGACUUGAGCAACAAAGAUGGUGAAGCCCAGUCCAGUCCCCAGAACGGUGAUGUGAUUCAUGAGGAUCAUCCCAUUCCUGAGGCAGAUGACAGGAUUGUGGAAGAUGCAAGAGAAGUCCAUGUUAAUGCUAAUGCUGGUCCCUUGAGAGUCAGCUUCAAUGCAGGAGUGACGGUAACAAGACGUGUACCAGCCACAGACUCCAAUACAGGAACUGCGGUUACAGUUGCAACCCCUGCUAGUGACCGCCUUUUCACGUUGGCUGCAAUUGGUCUGGCAGUUGCUAUUGCUUAUCUUUUACUCAAGAAGUUCUUGAAAUCAAGUGGUCAUGAUAUUGGUUCCAUGUAGAGAUUUGAGGUGUAGUGAUCAAGUCGAUGUUUAUUCCAUUAGAAUAUAUUACAGAGUAUAAGCAAAACCUAUUAUACUUACUUUCCAGGAAGAACUCAUGUAAUGUAAUCUAUAUUAACAUAUUAUAUACCAUAUAAAACACGCCUUUUGCACA
Papaver somniferum (opium poppy) is the source of this 1192-nucleotide messenger RNA. Its product is annotated as ubiquitin-conjugating enzyme E2 32-like. The transcript has 5 exons. The record is from RefSeq and is a predicted model, not a curated record. Lineage: Eukaryota; Viridiplantae; Streptophyta; Magnoliopsida; Ranunculales; Papaveraceae. The coding region runs from base 127 to 1038 and encodes 303 amino acids.